AUGAAAAGUACCUCGUCCCAAGUCCAAACACCAUCCAAAGGAACACCUUCAAAGCCUGAAGGCCCCAGAGCUCUAAAUCGCUCCGGAUAUAUUGACUCGGAUGACCUCGCCUAUUUCUUCUCCAAACAGACACCGACUAGUCAGGGUACCGGAACGAAUACCAGUGAGAGCGAGGUUUCGCCUUUUGGACUUCCCAGGCCAAGAUCUUUGCACAGGCGGGCUGCGUACAAUGGAAGUUCUCUUCAGGAAUGGGAUGGAAAUGGAAAUGAGACGGAAAUAGAGAGAGAAAAACCAGAAGACGGGCGGGAGAAGCCUGGUUUGGGCAAAAGGAGGCGGGGGGACAUCUCAGAUUGGAAUGAGAAGGUACACAACAAUUCUUCGGAUACUAUCAGAAAACCUUGUGGGCCAUCGCCAUCGUUGUCGAAUUUUACCGAUCCACCAAGACCGGCCAAGGAGGGCAUGGAAUGGGUUUGGUUUCCCGAAGGUUACUGGGCUGAACGAGAGAGAAAAGAGUUGUUUUCGACCUCUGAGAAGCAGACUUCAUUUCAGAAGUGGUUCAACAGAAAGGAUGACCAGUCAGAGGAUAUUUCUCCCACUUUGAUUCCUCAAAUCAAGAUUGGAAGCGUGACGGCGAACUCGAGGAGAGAGAGUACUAUGUCCAGGAAAAGCUUGACUGCGACGAUAGUAAAAUCUGGGAAGAAAAGUCGGCUAUCGUCUGCGGAUAAGGAGGGGAUAUAUGACAAGACAAAGAGAACUAUCGAGUCAAAGAUUCUUCGCAGAAAGCAGACUGUAAGAUUGAUACUUGAAAUGCCUUCCUUCUGUUAGCUUCGCUGACUUGGAAAGCCCUCUGGUUCUGCGGAAUCCGAAAAGAUUUCUUCCAAAUGUCCUAGAUCCCGGACAACAAUGUUGCUCGAGGGCACUUCAACGCAGUUGGAGAAAUUCAGGAAAGAACUUCUUGAAUUACAACAAAUCCACACCCCACCGCGCAGAACAUUUACUAGUCGAACUCCCACCUCACCGGAAACCAGACGACGUCGUGGUCUUGCCCCUUGGCAUCGUAGACAAUCCAAUGAAUCUAAUGAAUCUAUGUGGUCGGUGUCGAGUUCUGUACACAAAAUAUUGAUGGGGAAAUCUCCGGCAGCCAGUCCUGCUUCGGCUUCUGAUAGGUCGACAACGAAGUCCUUGUUGAAGUGUAAGAAACUUUUCCUCAUGAAAUGAUCAAUGAAAUAAUGUUGGGCUUAAGUUGCUGACUGGAUCUUUAGUUGACCCCUUGAACCCAAAAAAAGACACAUUCUUACCUUCAGUACGUAUCUUAUGUUAAAAGUUUUGGGGCCUAAAUCAGCUGGCAAUUAGCUCAUGACUGACUAACGUGUAUCACCCCAGGAAGCGACACGUAUCAAAACACCUCCCAUGACUCCUGGGACGCCUCCCACAAUUCCCCCACCUCGAGGGUUCUUCUACGACAAUAACACUCUCAGCCCGGACUUUAGCCCACGUCUCAGUCCAUCCAUCGAUGGCCCCGAACAGCAAGUGCCAACAAACACUUCUGGGUCACCCAUCUCAACACCCGGAUCUCGUCUACCAUUCACUGGAAUCAAACGUAGUAAUGGUCUAAGACAUAAGAGAAAGGUGGAAGGGCCCGGCUAUGGGGAGCUCGCCACGGGAAAGUUUGAACUUGAGAUACCAGAACAUCUUCCCAGCGGUCCUUUGUGCCCUAAAAAUCCUAAGCAUAAAAGUGGUGGGACGGGAAUUUGUGUUUAUCAUGGGCGUGCGAUUAGGGAGGUUAGAAGUGAAAUGUGA
Hymenoscyphus albidus is the source of this 1800-nucleotide messenger RNA. Lineage: Eukaryota; Fungi; Ascomycota; Leotiomycetes; Helotiales; Helotiaceae. The record is from the annotation of a GenBank genome assembly.